Messenger RNA from Salvelinus sp. IW2-2015, 2316 nucleotides. Its product is annotated as E3 ubiquitin-protein ligase TRIM47. The record is from RefSeq and is a predicted model, not a curated record. Gene Ontology annotation, molecular function: RNA binding; zinc ion binding. The coding region runs from base 51 to 1709 and encodes 552 amino acids. NCBI's taxonomy places the organism in Eukaryota, Metazoa, Chordata, Actinopteri, Salmoniformes, Salmonidae. The transcript has 6 exons.
CACCCCAAUGCUUGUCCACAACUGUUCAGUCCGCCAGUGUGUGUAUCAACAUGGCAGAGGCAACUUUGGGUCAGGAUCCCUUCUGCUGUUCAAUCUGUCUGGAUGUACUGAAGGAUCCAGUGACUACUGCCUGUGGACACAGUUACUGUAUGGGCUGUAUUAAGGGCUGCUGGGAUCAGGAAGAUCUGAAAGGUGUCUACAGCUGUCCACUGUGCAUGGAAAGCUUCAUCCCAAGACCUGUUUUGAGGAAAAACAUCUUAUUGGUUGAAUUAAUGGAGAAACAGAAGACGACAGGAUUCAAAUCUGCUCCUCCAGCUCUCUGUUAUGCUGGACCUAAAGAUGUGGAGUGUGAUUUCUGCACUAGGAGGAAACUCAAAGCUGUCAAGUCCUGCCUGGUGUGUCUGGCAUCUUACUGUGAGACUCACCUCCAGCCUCACUUUGAAUCCCCUGCCUUUCAGAAGCACAAGCUGGUCAAAGCCUCCACACAACUACAGCAGAAGAUCUGCUCUCAUCAUGACAAACCACUGGAGGUUUACUGCCGUACCGAUCAGCAGUGUAUCUGUUAUCUGUGUACAAUGAAUGAACAUAAAGGCCAUGAUACAGCUGCAGCAGAAAGGACUGAGAAACAGAAACAGUUGGUAGAGAAUCAGCAGAAAUCCCAGCAGAGAAUCCAGCAGAAAGAGAAGGAGAUGCAGGAGCUGAGACAGGCUGUGGUCUCUCUGAAGCUCUCUGCACAGGUAGCGGUGGAGGACAGUGAGAGGAUUUUUACUGAGCUGAUCUGUUCCAUUGAAAGAAGGAACUCUGAGGUGAAGCAGCAGAUAACAGCCCAGGAAAAUGCUGAAGUGAGUCGGGCUAAAAGGCAACUGAAGCAGCUGGAGCAGGAGGUGGCUGAGCUGAGGAGGAGAGAUGCUGAGCUGGAGCAGCUUUCACACACAGAGGAUCACAUCCAUUUCUUCCAGAGUUUUCAGUCUCUCUGUGUCCCUCCUGGAUCUGAUGCCUUACCCAGCAUAUCUGUCAAUCCACACAUAUCUUUUCAUUUUGUGAAGAAUUUUGUAUCUGAGGUGACAGAACAACUAGAGGAUAUCUGCAAGAAGGAAAUUGUCAAACUAUCAUGGGAAGCACCUCCAUCUGACUACUUCAUGGAUGCCAUUCCACAUACUUCUUAUUACAAUACCAACCAAUUGGCAGGGCGGAGACCCAACCCUCGCUGGAUAACCCAACAACAAUAUUUUCAGAACAUGCAAGCGACCUUCAGCACUGUGAGGCCCAACGUGUCUCACAUGGUGACCCCUCAUCGCAUGGCCGCCCAGGCUGCAGCUACUGUAACCCCAGUGCACAUGCCUCAGUACAAGUAUGCUGCAGGAGUGCGCAACCCUUCAUACAUUCAUACACUUCCCCAGGUUGUUAAGCAGCAGCAUGAUGUCCAUGUGCAGGACCAGGAGCCUCUGACUGCCUCCACGCUAGCUGCUGCUCCUCCUCAGGAACAGAAGGAAAUGCUGGGUCAACGCCUCUACCUGCUCAUCCAGAACAUGCACCCCAGUCUGGCAGGAAAGAUCACUGGCAUGUUGCUGGAGAUUGACAACUCUGAGCUGCUCUACAUGCUGGAGUCUCCAGAGUGUCUCCGCUCCAAGGUGGAUGAAGCUGUGACUGUGCUGCAGGCUCACCAGGCCAAACAGGCAAGAAAAAUGAAAGGAAAGGAAAUAAUUUGAUUCAGCUGGGUCCAGAGAUCUCCAGACAAAAAUGGAAAAUGGUCAAAAUAAAACAGUCUGGGUUUAAUUAUAACAGAUAAUGAAAUUACUAUGGCUGUCAAAUGAUACAAAAAUGCAAUUGAGUUCAUCGCAGGAUUUGCUGUGAUUAAUUGCGAUUUAUCGCAAAUUCUGAAUUUGCUCAAAUUGAGCUGUAUUUUAAAACAAUUGAUACAAAAAGCAUGACAAAAAUAUUGACAUCUUGAUUUUUUCCAAAGUAAUGGUAAGUAGAAUCAGGUAAACAGAUGAAGCACACUUUCUUUAACCGCAAUGUCAACCUGUUUGGACAUUGCAGUGUUGUUUUUAGUUGAAUAUAUUGUGUAUUUUGGAUGUUUUCAGUGUAUUAUGAACGCUUUUAGACAAUACGAUUAAUCACAAUUAAAAAUAAUGUGUGCACAAAAAUUACAAACAGUUAACUUGAGUUAACUGAUUAACUCUCACAGCCCUAGAAAUUACUGAAAGAAUUCUUUUCUGGCACGUUAUUCCUUUUAAAUGUAUGAAUGCUUGGGAUAUUGAAAGUCUAUGUCAUUGUGAAAUGUACAGUGCCUUCAUAAAUAUCAGACUUAUUCCA